Molecule: messenger RNA, 2401 nt
Organism: Tupaia belangeri chinensis (Chinese tree shrew)
Lineage: Eukaryota; Metazoa; Chordata; Mammalia; Scandentia; Tupaiidae
Gene: GNL2
Product: G protein nucleolar 2
Exons: 16
Coding region: 144-2333 (729 amino acids)
Cellular component (GO): nucleolus
Molecular function (GO): GTP binding
Source: RefSeq, a predicted model, not a curated record
GGGGUGCGAGCGGAAGUGACGUAGCCCUUGCACGCGUGGUCCUGCGUGGUUCACCCGGGGCGCUUCUGCCGGGCCUGGGGAGUUCGCAGCUCGUUUACCCGACGUAAGCCAGAUCCCGCACCCGUGCCCGCCCCGUCGGCAAGAUGGUGAAGCCCAAGUACAAAGGACGGAGCACCAUCAACCCCUCCAAGGCCAGCACCAACCCGGAUCGUGUGCAAGGAGCAGGAGGUCAGAACAUGAGGGACCGGGCCACUAUCCGGCGCCUGAACAUGUACAGGCAGAAGGAGCGCAGGAACAGUCGUGGUAAAGUGAUUAAACCCCUGCAGUAUCAAUCAACAGUGGCUUCUGGCACAGUGGCAAGAGUAGAGCCAAAUAUUAAAUGGUUUGGAAACACACGGGUGAUUAAGCAGUCAUCAUUACAAAAAUUUCAAGAGGAAAUGGAUACAGUUAUGAAGGAUCCAUACAAAGUUGUCAUGAAGCAAAGCAAAUUGCCAAUGUCUCUCCUUCAGGACCGAAUCCGGCCUCAUAACUCAAAGGUGCACAUUCUUGACACUGAAAGUUUUGAGACGACAUUUGGCCCUAAGGCACAGAGGAAGCGACCAAACUUACUUGCGAGUGACAUGCAGUCUCUCAUAGACAGUGCCGAAGUGUCCACUGAGAACUAUGACCAGGGCAAGGACCACGAUUUGGUAACCGAAGACACUGGUGUGAGAAAUGAAGCCCAAGAAGAGAUAUAUAAGAAGGGACAGUCCAAAAGAAUUUGGGGUGAACUCUACAAGGUGAUCGAUUCAUCAGAUGUUGUAGUUCAAGUUCUCGAUGCUCGAGAUCCGAUGGGUACCCGUUCCCCUCACAUCGAGGCUUACUUGAAAAAGGAGAAACCUUGGAAACACCUCAUUUUCGUACUUAACAAAUGCGACCUUGUUCCCACCUGGGCAACGAAACGAUGGGUUGCUGUCCUCUCCCAGGAUUACCCCACACUUGCUUUCCACGCAAGUCUGACUAACCCCUUUGGCAAAGGAGCAUUUAUCCAGCUUCUGCGGCAGUUCGGAAAGUUGCACACUGACAAGAAGCAGAUCAGCGUCGGGUUUAUUGGCUAUCCGAACGUCGGCAAGAGCUCUGUGAUAAACACGUUGCGUUCCAAGAAAGUGUGCAACGUGGCCCCCAUUGCCGGUGAGACAAAGGUCUGGCAGUACAUCACGCUGAUGCGGCGGAUCUUCCUGAUCGACUGUCCCGGUGUGGUUUACCCCUCUGAGGACUCGGAGACGGACAUCGUGCUGAAGGGAGUUGUUCAAGUGGAAAAAAUUAAGACUCCCGAAGACCACAUCAGCGCUGUGCUUGAACGAGCAAAGCCCGAGUAUAUCAGCAAGACAUACAAGAUCGACUCCUGGGAGAGCGCCGAGGACUUCCUGGAGAAGCUGGCUCACCGGACGGGGAAGUUACUGAAGGGUGGCGAACCCGAUGUGCAGACCGUGGGCAAGAUGGUCCUCAAUGACUGGCAGCGAGGCCGGAUCCCUUUCUUCGUGAAGCCGCCCAAUGUGGAGCUGCCUGUGGCCCCCCAGCUUCCGUCCUCCUCAUCCUCGGAAGUUGCCAUGGAAACAGCACAGACCAGUGUGGAGGAGGGAAUCCCAGAAACUGGAGGUGAAGGGCCAGACUCUGUUGCCGAGAAAGGACAAGAAGAGCCCAGUCACUGCAGCGCAGACUCCGAGAUGCAGCAGAUUCUUGCGCGGGUUCGGCAGAACUUUGGCAAAAUCAACGUCGUGCCCCAGUUUUCUGGGGAUGACCUAGUUCCUGUGGAGGUGUCAGAUAGCGAAGAGGAGCUCGAGGGCUUUUCUGCUGAAGAGGAGGAGGAGCAGGAGCUGCCAGAGGAGAUCGAGGAAGAGUCUGACCAGGAGUUCCAGGAAGAACAUGUGCAAAACGACACCAAAGCUGUGAUUAAAGCCCUAGACGAAAAGAUUGCUAAAUACCAGAAGUUUUUAAACAAGGCCAAAGCCAAAAAGUUCUCGGCAGUCAGAAUAUGCAAGGGCCUAAGUGAAAAGGUCUUUGCACAAUCUGAAGAACAAAGAAAAGCUCCUGAAGAAGACAUAGAGGAUACAGCACCUACCAAGAAGGGAAAGAAGCGGAAAGCCCAGAGAGACGAGGAACAUUCAAAUAAAACUCGCAGGACGCUUACAUCUAAGGAACGGAGGCGAGCAGCACGGAAGCAACAGUCCAAAAAAGUUGGUGUACGCUACUAUGAAACCCACAAUGUGAAGAAUAGGAACAGGAACAAGAAGAAGACCAGCGACUCAGAGGGACAGAAACACAAACACAAAAAAUUCAAGCAUAAGCAGUAACAUUUAACAAGGUGUUUAUUAAAUUAAUAUAAAAAUGUGCUAAUAAAAUUUGUGUUCCUCUUGCUUAA